AUGAGCUGCAUCUGGAGCUGGCGACUAUUAACAGUUUUAGGAACUAUAAUAACAUGUUCUUACACAUUGGCAUUUAGCAAUUCAAUAGAAACAGAUUUUAAAGAAAUAGGAGGCCCGGUUAUAAUUCCAUCGAAAAGUGAAAUAAUAUUGAAAAAGGGUCAAAAUUUUACAAUUUAUUGUAAAUCAAACAAUCCAGUACAAAUUAAACAACAAGAAAUACCGGAGGAAAUAAUCGAAUCCUUCGUAAUGAUCGAAAGAAACGUGACAAGUUCUGACGACCAGUAUGAAUUUGAGACCGCUUUAGAUUUAUACAACGUUGAUCAAUUUGCAGUCGGCUAUUAUGCUUGUUUUGAUAAUACUGUAAAUGUGAAAGACAUUCUGAGUAAUUUAAUGCAUGAACCAGUUAAUACCAAACACGUAACGUACUUAUACGUCUACGUCGACGAGACCAAUAGCUUAUUUGCACCAAUGAGGGAAGUUGUAAUGUCGAGAAGCGGGUCCAUGGUCGUAAUCGAAUGUAGACCAACGACACCGGAUAUAAAUGUUACUCUCGUAGGGGAAUUUGCAGACAGUGAAUCCCAACAAUAUAGUUUUAGCCCUAAGAUCGGGUUUGCCUUCGAUAGUGAUGCCCUCUUGGAUAUCCCAAUGAGCAUUUUCAAAUGUAACUUUAUGAGGCGAAACUUAGAAAGAAAGAUCGAAGUUUUUGUAAAUAAACCUAAAAAUGCAGAGGCUCCAAAACCUACCAUCCAAAGUGACUCCAUAUAUUUCUUGGAGGGUGAAACCUUUUCUAUGAAUUGCACAGUAACAUCACAGCCUCCGCUCAUGUUACAAUGGACUUUUCCGAGACUAAAAUCAAAGGGCCUAAUUUUAAACGACACGAACGAACAAAAUGUCACUGACGGUAUCUUAUAUUACCAUAUAACCAUAGUUAACGCAACUGAGGAAGAUGAAGGAAAUUACACUUGUAUAUCAAAAAACAGCAACAGCAAACAACAAACAACAACCAAAAAAGUCUACAAAGGUAAACACGGUUUUAUUAUUCUCACAAAAGGGAAAAGCAGAGAUGGUCCACUAGAAACCAAACAAGGUUCUAUAAAACUUCAAUAUCAAAUCGAAGACUAUCCUCCAUCUACAUAUUACGUAAUGAAAAACAAUGAUAAGUUGCCAGUAGAGAGUGAAAAAUACAAAUUGAGCAGACAGAAAGGUUCCAUAAUAUUACACAUAAAAAAUUUAAAUAUAUCAGAUACAGCCAACUAUACAUUAGUUGCCAGUAAUAAGGAUGUCACUAAGAAUGUUACGUACGACAUUCGAAAAAAAGCCGCACCAAUUGUGGACUUUGGACCAGAAACGGAUAAAAGAUAUGAGAUACAUCAAAUGGCAACGUUAAAAUGUGAAGCGAUUGGGUAUCCUUUACCCACCAUUGAGUGGAUAUUUACGGAUAAACGUGGCGGAGAACAAACAAUUCGGGCGACACAAAAUAUUGAAGAGUCUCUAAUAAAAGUGACGUCUUACCUCACUUUUAAUGUUCGUACAUCGGGAAAUAUAACGUGCCACGCCUUUAAUGGAAUGAACACCACGGAUUCCACAAGAAGAUUUCUUGUGUAUGAGAUAGCAGGAGGUUUUGGUAUUAAGAAUAGCGACGACACUUGGUUCCCCGAACGUCAACAGGUUGUUUUCAGAUGCUAUGCUUCUAAGUACGACUUUGUCAAUGUAACAUGGCGUCGGCACGAGGACGAAAAAAUCACUGGUCAUGAAAUUAAGGUAUUGCAGUCAGAAUUUUCAUAUAUAGCCGAGUUAAUAAUAAACAGCAUUAUGGUUGAAGAUGCGGGUACUUAUACUUGUGUUGGAUAUAAAGAAAACUCGGAAGAGAAACAAAUGAUAAACCUUACAGUGGCAGAAACUCGACUUCCUAUUGUAACUCAACCGAAUAAAAAGAUGGAACUCGAAGUAAACCCAUAUCAACCAAUUAGAAUUAGUUGCCAAGCAAGCGCUGUACCACCGCCUCAAAUAACGUGGUAUAAGGAUGGAGAAUAUCUGUUGAAUAACAGCAAUGUGGAAAUAUUUACUGAGAACCUUAAUCAAACCACAGUUAAUUCAUCCAUUGAUAUAAGGCAAAUGCUGGAAGAUUAUAAAGGGAAAUACGAAUGUGUUGCGGAAAGCGGUGGUCAAAUUACGAGUGGCAUAUACAAUGUCGUAUUAAAAGAUAAAUAUACCUAUCGCUCGGCAAUAUAUUUAAGUAUAAUUGCUGUUGUGGUGUUCCUACUUGUUUUAUUAAUGACAUAUUUGAUAUGGAAAAGACGUGAGGAGCAACAAUUUAAGAGAGAAUUGGCGAAGGCUGGUUUACUAAAUUUCAAUGAAGGUGUUACUAGAUCCCUUAAUCCGGAGCUUGGGAUCGACGAACAGGCGGAACUCUUACCUUACAACCAAAGAUUUGAGUUCCCUUCUGAAAAACUUAUUUUAGGUAAGCAAUUGGGAGCAGGUGCUUUCGGCGUUGUAUACAAAGCUGAAGCCAGGGGUAUCAUCAACGCUGAAGAAACGACUCCAGUCGCCGUCAAGAUGGUGAAGAAAACAGCCGAUAAUAUGUAUAUAAAGGCACUGGCCUCUGAACUGAAGAUAAUGGUCCACCUUGGAAAACACAUUAACAUAGUAAACUUAUUAGGUGCUUGUACUAAAAAUGUUGGGAAACGGGAAUUGAUUGUAAUCGUGGAAUACUGUAAGUUUGGCAACAUACAUAACUACAUGCAAAGACACAGAGAAGUUUUUAUAGAUCAACUCACUGAAAAUAAAGAUAGGAAUCUUGGGAAAGUAAAUAGAGCCUUUUCCAGCAGUACCGCGAGUAGUGGAAUGCAUUCGGAUUAUUUUAGUUCCAACCACUCUCAAAACACAGACCACACGUUUGUUAAUACGGCGAACACAAACAGAUCUGCAAGGAAAGAUAAUGCUAAUCAACAAGUGGAAUUCGUUGGAGUAUCAGAGACAGGAUACGUCCAACCGGAAUGGCGAUCCAAUUAUGAAGGCGACUACAAUUAUGACGGCCGCAGCCCACGCCCUCUCACCUCCCGAGAUCUCUUAGCUUGGGCAUUUCAAAUUGCUAGAGGAAUGGAAUAUUUAGCAAGUAGAAAGGUUCUUCAUGGAGAUUUAGCAGCAAGAAAUGUUCUAUUGGCGGAGGAUAAUAUCGUAAAAAUUUGCGACUUUGGUUUAGCCAGAAGCAUUUACAAAAAUGACGAAUACAAGAAGCAAGCAGAUGGGCCAUUACCUGUUAAAUGGUUGGCGAUUGAGUGCAUGAUUGACCGAAUAUUCUCGACGCAGUCUGAUGUUUGGUCUUUUGGUAUUGUGUUAUGGGAAUUGUUUUCUUUAGCCAAAACUCCUUACCCUAACAUAAGUCCUGCACACCUCAUAGAAUGGCUUAGCAAUGGAAAUCGUUUGGAUAAACCCCAAUAUGCUGACGAUCGCUUAUACGACGUUAUGCUUCGUUGUUGGGAACAAAAGCCUACAGCAAGACCUAAUUUCUCACAACUACAGGAAAUUCUUGGUUCUUUCCUGGAAGAUAACGUGCGCAAUCACUAUGUUGAUUUAAACUCGGCCUACAUGGACUUGAAUGUGAAGACAGAAGGUCAAGAGGACUAUUUAGCAAUGGUUUGCGCUCCUGAUUACAAUAAUAUGGUAACACCAAGCCCUCAUCAUUACGUCAACGACGCUAGAAGCUUUUUCCCAUCUACACCAACUCAGCUUCAGCACGACGACGAAGGCUAUUUGCAAAUGAGCCCAGCGAACCGAUCUAUAUUCAGUCCACGAGAACCGACCACCAAAUUUGAUUUCGAUGCACGCAAAUUAAACCCAAGGGUUUCUGAACCAAAUAGUCAGGGCUCUGAGUUAACACAGUUAUUAACUUUGAAUAACUUGCCAGCCAGAGGCGGUUCUGAAUCCGAUCACGAUGGUAAUACUUCUCCUUAUCUCAACAUGUGUCCACGUAUCGAUGAAGAAACCGACGAUGUUUUUGAGACGAAGCAGUACAAUUUUAAAAAUGUACAUAACAAUCAAAACAUCGGUGUAUCUAAUCCCACAUAUAUUAAAUUCGAUGUAGAGUUGGAGAAGAAACCUCAGAACAAUUCCAAUAAUUACAUCAACGUCAACGUACCGAAUGGUCUAGUCAAAUAA
Danaus chrysippus (African queen) is the source of this 4158-nucleotide messenger RNA. The record is from the annotation of a GenBank genome assembly. Lineage: Eukaryota; Metazoa; Arthropoda; Insecta; Lepidoptera; Nymphalidae.